AUGCCUUCCACCGAUAUCAAGGAGGUCCUCGAGACUCGCCCUCUCAAGUUCCAGAUCAAGACUGCCGGCGGCAAGUGGGCGUGUGUUGUCCACCCUGACAGGCCCUCAUAUGAGCGCUUCCGCACUUCCUCUUCUGCGUCGGUUGCAACCUCUAGCUCUGCCAGCAGCAUCACGACUCCCGAGUCCAAGUAA
Messenger RNA from Thyridium curvatum, 192 nucleotides. RefSeq lists its product as uncharacterized. NCBI's taxonomy places the organism in Eukaryota, Fungi, Ascomycota, Sordariomycetes, Thyridiales, Thyridiaceae. Bases 1 to 192 code for a protein of 63 amino acids. The record is from RefSeq and is a predicted model, not a curated record. The transcript has 2 exons.